AUGGCCGCUGGUGGGGUGGCGACCCCUGCACAUGUUUUGAUUGCUGACCCUGCUGACUGCUGCACAGACGGAGCCCGCAUGGUGCUGACACGGCUGCUGGUGGGGCGGCAGCACCAGCAGCAGCCGCAGGUGGCGCCCCCUGCAGACAGAGGGGGGCGGGCGGAGGCGGAGGGGGAGGUGCGGCGGCUGACGGCGCAGGUGCGGGACCUGGAGCGGCGCCUGCAGGUGCUCACAGGCGGCCUGGAACGGCUGUCCCCGCUGCCUUCUGGCGACGCAACCACCUUUCAAGUGCAGUGUGUGGACUACGUGCGUCACCCAGUGCCACAGCAGAACCACCUCGCCUGUGCUCCGUGUGUUGCAGGCAGCCUGGAGUGGCUGUCCAGCGGCUCCCCGCGGCCCGCCAGCUUGCUGGCCCCCAGCAACACGACGGCCGCCGCUGCGGCGCCGCUGCACGUGCCGCUGACUGCCGAGCAGUGCGUGGACCAGGCGCGCCGCCACGUGUCGCAGGCCGAGCUGCUGGACAGGGGGCGCCCGCUGGCCAGCGAGUUCGAGCUGGUCGCCUUCUCGCACUUCACGCUGAGCCGCGUCUACCCCGUGGAGCUGGCGCUCGGCAAGCGCGUCGUCGAGAAGCCCAUCGGCUUCCGCAAGCUGGACCUCCUGGAGGCUCUUAUGCAGGCUCUGGAGACUCUGAACAGCAGCAGCGGGGGCGGCGGUGGGGAGCGGUUCUCGCUGUCGGACUUCAGCGAGGGCGUGUACCGCACGGAGCCCACGACGGGCACGCAGUACGAGCUGGUGUUCCGCGGCCCCGGCGGCGGCGGCGGGGGCGGGAGGCGCGUGACGCUGGCGCGGCCGCUGCUGGCGCCGCUGGUGGUGGGGGUGGAGCGGCUGGCGGCCCCCCGGGGGCGGCCCACGGUGCACGUGCUGCUGCCGCUGGCCCCGGGGCCCGCCGCACACUUCCGCGCCUUCAUGGACAAGUUCGUGCGCAUCGCGCUCAAGAACGACCGCAGGGUGCAGCUGACGGUGGUGUUCUUCGGCGAGGAGGGCCUGGCCGAGGCGCGCUCGGCCAUGUCGCGCGCGCUGGCGCUCUCCCCCCGCGGCGGGCCGCCGGACCAGCUGCGCCUGCUGGCGCUCAACGAGUCCUUCUCCAGGAGCCGCGGGCUGCGCGUCGCCGCAGACAGGGCCGCCGGGGACGCGCUGCUCUUCCUCUGCGACGUCCACCUCGUCUUCAGCGCCAGGUUCCUCGACCGCUGCCGCUGGAACGCCCAGCCGGGCAAGAAGGUGUACUACCCGAUCGUGUUCAGCCUGUACAACCCGCACGUGGUGUACACCCUGCAGGGCCGGCCGCUGCCCCCGGAGGCGGAGCAGCUCGUCAUCUCCCGGGACACCGGCUUCUGGCAGGACGCAGACUUCGCCACCUCCUGCCAGUACAGGUCUGACUUCCUGAAGGCGUCCACCCCGGCGGAGGAGCCGCCCGGCUGGGGUGGGGAGGGCGUGUCGCUGUACCGGCGCCACGUGCGGUCGAGCGUCAAGGUGGUCCGCGCCACCGACCCCGGCAUCUUCCGCCUGUGGCACCCCAAGGAGUGCAGUCGGCGGCUGCCCGCGGAACAGCUGCGUGCCUGCCUGAGGAUGCGCGCUCUCACCGAAGCGUCGCACGCGCAGCUGGGGCUGCUCGCCUUCCGCGACGCCUGACGAUGGACUACGUCUAGUGGACGAAACGUCGCCUACCUAAGAACGGGCGAUCUCACUCAGCUGGGGCCACUCGUGCUCCAAACCUGAUGGCAGACUACCCCUAGGCGUCAAAGCCUCUUCCUGUGGAAGUGCGCCCUCGCCGAAGCAGAACGUUCGCAGCUGCGGCUGCCUGCCUUCCUCGACUUCAGCAGUGCUUGACGAUGUAGUACGUCCCGCGGCCGAAACUUCACCUGCCUGAAGUCGUGCGACCUUACAGAAACGACGUAUGCACAACUGGCCAACCGAUGCCUCCCCUGACGGUGAAGUCCGCUUUGCAGUAUGAAUGUUGCCUGCCUCAGGAUGUGUUCUCUAACCGAAACGUUUCAUAUAUAGCUGGGGCUGUCCCGAGGUGUACUAGAGCUGACGUUGGUCACUCAUUUCACGGACAAAACGCCUCCUACCUUCAGACGAGUGCCCUGAGCAAAACAUCACAUGUGCAGCUGAAGCAGCUCGAAUUAUGCCAUGGGAUGUGCCAAAACGCCGGCUGGCUGAUGAUUCUCACCCACACACACGUGUCACGUUGUGCUUUAAAGUGAGAUCUGUCGCAUGGUCAAAACGUCUCCAUAGAAUGGCAGUGAUACAGCCACAGAGCUUCAGACCUGCGAACCAGUCCUACUAAGUACACUGACAGUGGCUCACCUCACAAACAAGUCUUGAACUGUGUGCGAAACUGUGUAGAGUAGCAAGGAAUAAAUAUUUUGUACUUAAUCUGAGUCUGCAAAAUAAAGUAUAUGAUU
This is a messenger RNA of Schistocerca cancellata (South American locust), 2465 nucleotides long. RefSeq names its product chondroitin sulfate N-acetylgalactosaminyltransferase 2-like. The record is from RefSeq and is a predicted model, not a curated record. The transcript has 8 exons. Bases 1 to 1689 code for a protein of 562 amino acids. NCBI's taxonomy places the organism in Eukaryota, Metazoa, Arthropoda, Insecta, Orthoptera, Acrididae. Gene Ontology annotation, molecular function: glucuronosyl-N-acetylgalactosaminyl-proteoglycan 4-beta-N-acetylgalactosaminyltransferase activity. Gene Ontology annotation, cellular component: Golgi cisterna membrane.